AUGGAGAAUUCAGAUUAUACAGAGGUACCUCUAUUGCUCAAAGUGUUCCUCGGGUGCUGCUUUGCCAAAAAGAUGCUGUUUUUGUUGUAUCCAACAGCUUCCGCUGCUCUACCGUUGGAAGAAGCCCCCGCCCCAACGAGCACUUUUGACAUUGAUACAAACUGGCUGAUCGUUGGAAUGCAAACGGAUCGGCAUCAAGAGGGCUAUCAUCGUCGUCGACAAUAUCACCUCGGUUGGUGGCGAAACAUUUGUGAUCUGUAUAACUUCACACUGCUGGAUGUAGAAAAACAGCUUAUCUACGCUGAGAAGGGUGUAACAAAGACGUACUCUCACGUAUAG
Messenger RNA from Opisthorchis viverrini, 339 nucleotides. RefSeq lists its product as hypothetical. The record is from RefSeq and is a predicted model, not a curated record. The transcript is spliced from 2 exons. NCBI's taxonomy places the organism in Eukaryota, Metazoa, Platyhelminthes, Trematoda, Opisthorchiida, Opisthorchiidae. Bases 1 to 339 code for a protein of 112 amino acids.